AAAAUGUUAGUGUAGUUAAUCCGAAUCUGUUGAACUUGGCUUCUUCUCAUCCCGCCUAGCAACAAAAUAUCUCUCUCUACUCAGACGGUUGUGAUAAAGUGAGUUCAUAAUCCCAUGAACGAGGAUACUCCAAAACCAAACCACAAUCAUGUAUAUCUCUGUCUCCUCCACAGGAUUACUCACUCUUACACCUUCCACACCCAUACCCUUCACACUUUCUGUUUCAAACAGACGCACCAUUAUCGUUUCCUCUUCAAUUUCCUCUACAGAUUCUUCUCCACAACAACUCAACAACAAUUCCAAUAACAAUGACAAUAAAACUGUCCCUGUUGUUAAAUUCAACUAUAGCAGAGCAUCACCUUCAAUUCGAUGGCCCAAUUCCAAACUCUCUCAUAUGUAUCCUUCCACAGACACCCAUUUCUCUCAAAACGAUGUUUUCGUAAAAAAGACUCAAACUUUGGAAACCCCGGAUGAAACCCACAAACGGAAUGAUAAUGAAGAAGAAGGUGAAAUUAUGAGGGACAGUAGAAGCAAGAUGAAGGUCAAAAGGAUGAACAAAUGGGUGCUCAGAAAAGAGAUGAAUUGGAGGGAAAGAGUGAAAACGUUAACUAAUAGGAUUUUGGGUUUGAAGUCUGAUGAGUUUGUUGGUGAUGUGUUGGAACAACACAGAGUUAUGAUGACACCAGUUGAUUUUUGCUUUGUGGUUAAAUCGGUUGGUCAAACGAGUUGGCAGCGCGCGCUUGAGCUUUACGAGUGUUUGAAUAUGCAGCAAUGGUAUGCACCUAAUGCAAGGAUGGUUUCCACUAUUUUGGGUGUGCUUGGGAAGGCUAAUCAAGAGGAAAUUGCUGUUGAAGUUUUUACGAAAGCUGAGUCGAUUAUAGAUGAUACUGUCCAAGUGUAUAAUGCUAUGAUGGGUGUUUAUGCAAGGAGUGGAAAUUUUGAUAAGGUAAAGCAGGUGUUUGAUUUAAUGCGUGAAAGAGAGUGUCAGCCUGAUAUUGUUAGUUUGAAUACUUUGAUUAAUGCAAAGGUGAAGUCUUGUGCUAUUGUGUCUGGUUUAGCUAUUUUGGAUGAAGUAGGUAAGUUUGGUCUUAGACCGGAUAUAAUAACCUAUAAUACGCUUAUAAGUGCUUGUUCUAGAGAGUGUAAUUUAAAGGAAGCAAUUGUUGUUUUUAGUGACAUGGAGACUAACGGUUGCCAACCAGAUCUUUGGACUUAUAAUGCUAUGAUUUCGGUUUAUGGUAGAUGUGGGUUUGCUUUGAAAGCUGAGCAUCUUUUUGAAGAAUUGAAGUCUAAGGGAUUUUCACCUGAUGCAGUCACAUAUAACUCUUUGUUAUAUGCUUUUUCAAAAGAAGGAAAUACGGAAAAGGUAAGGGAUAUUUGUGACGAAAUGGUGAAAAUGGGGUUUCGCAAGGAUGAAAUGACAUACAACACUAUUAUACACAUGCAUGGGAAGCAUGGCCGGCACGAUGAGGCAUUACAGGUUUACAGAGACAUGAAGUCAUCUAAAAGGAACCCUGAUGCGGUUACAUAUACUGUUUUGAUCGAUUUGCUCGGGAAAGCAAGUAAGAUUGAGGAAGCUGCAAAAGUUAUGUCAGAAAUGUUGGAUGCAGGUGUUAAGCCGACUUUGCACACGUAUAGUGCUUUAAUUUGUGCUUAUGCAAAGGUUGGGAAGCGAGCAGAAGCUGAAGAAACAUUUAAUCGCAUGCGUGAGUCAAAUAUAAAAGCUGAUCAUCUAUUAUACUCAGUUAUGUUGGAUUUCUUUUUGAGAUUCAACGAGAUAAAAAAGGCUAUGGUGUUGUAUCAGGAAAUGAUUCAGGAAGGCUUCACGCCGGAUAAUGGUCUUUAUGAGGUUAUACUACCUGCACUUGUUAGGGAAAACAUGGGGGAUGUUGUUGAAAGAAUUGUUCGAGAUAUGGAAGAGCUGAGCGGUAUGAACCCACGUGAUAUUUCAUCGGUUCUUGUUAAAGGGGGGUGUUAUGAUCACGGUGCUAAAAUGUUGAAAGUUGCCAUCAGCAAUGGCUAUGAAUUGGAUCGUGAAAUUUUCUUAUCCCUCAUGAGCUCAUAUAGCUCAUCUGCUAGAUAUUCAGAAGCAUGUGAACUUCUUGAAUUCUUUAGAGAACAUGCUCCCAGCGACGUUCAAAUGAUCACAGAAGCACUCGUCAUUAUACUUUGCAAAGCUGGAAAGCUAGAUGCAGCCUUGGAGGAAUACAGAAGUAGAGGAGGACUUGGUUCAUUUACGAGUUGUACGAUGUAUGAAUCUCUUAUUCAAGGAUGUGUGAAGAGUGAACAAUUUGACAUAGCUUCUCAGCUUUUCUCUGACAUGAGAUUCAAUGGUGUUGAGCCAUCUGAAUCUCUGUACCAGAGUAUGGUGUCUGUAUACUGCAGAAUCGGCUUCCCGGAGACAGCACACCAUUUGUUGUAUCAUGCAGAGAAAAAUGACAUUAUACUGGAUAAUCUAACUGUUCAUAUUAUCGAUAUCGUUGAAACGUAUGGAAAGCUAAAGAUGUGGGAAAAUGCAGAAAGUAUAGUGGAGAAUCUUAGGCAAAAAUAUUCAAAAAUCGACAGAAAGGUUUGGAAUGCUUUAAUUAAUGCUUAUGCAUUCAGCGGUUGUUACGAACGAGCAAGAGCUAUUUUUAAUACAAUGAUGAAAGACGGCCCUUCCCCGACCGUAGAAUCCGUAAAUGGUCUCUUACAAGCUUUAAUUGUUGAUGGGAGACUGAAUGAGCUUUAUGUUGUAAUUCAGGAGUUGCAAGACAUGGACUUCAAGAUUAGUAAAAGUUCUAUUCUUUUGAUGCUUGAAGCAUUUGCUCGUGCAGGAAACUUAUUUGAGGUGCAGAAAGUAUACAAUGGAAUGAAAGCUGCUGGUUAUUUUCCUACCAUGCAUCUUUACAGAAUUAUGAUUGGAUUGCUGUGCAGAUUCAAAAGAGUACGAGAUGUAAGAGUCAUGUUGAGCGAGAUGGAGGAGGCGGGAUUUAAGCCCGAUCUUCAAAUUUUUAAUUCUGUACUUAAAUUAUACUCAAGUAUUGAAGAAUUCAAACACAUGGCUGAUAUUUACCAGAUGAUGCAAGAUGCUGGUCUUACACCAGACGAGGAAACUUAUAAUACAUUAAUUACAAUGUACUGCAGAGACCAUAGACCAGAAGAAGGUUUGUCAUUGAUGCAUAAAAUGAAAAAUCUUGAGUUGGAACCUAAGCGAGACACUUACAGAAGCAUGAUUGCAGCAUUCAGUAAGCAGCAACUCUAUGAUCAGGCUGAGGAACUUUUUGAAGAGCUUAGAUCGAAUGGUUAUAAACUGGACCGCUCGUUUUAUCAUUUAAUGAUGAAAAUGUAUAGAACUUCUGGGGAUCAUCAGAAAGCUGAAAAUCUGUUAGCCAUGAUGAAAGAAGCAGGGAUAGAACCCAAUACUGCAACCAUGCAUAUGCUAAUGGUUUCUUACGGUAAAUCUGGGCAACCUGAAGAAGCUGACAAAGUCCUUAAAAGCUUGAGAACAAUGGGAGCAGUUCUGGAUACCUUGCCUUAUAGCUCUGUUAUUGAUGCAUACCUCAAAAAAGGAGAUGCAAAUGCCGGAAUCGAGAAGCUUGCUGAGAUGAAGGAAGCAGCCAUAGAACCAGAUCAUCGAAUAUGGACGUGCUUUAUCAGAGCCGCAAGCUUGUCUGAGGAAGCAAAUGAUGCCAUUAAUCUUUUAAAUGCACUUCAAGGUGUUGGAUUUGAUCUUCCAAUCAGGCUUCUAAGAGAAAAAUCCGAGUCGUUAGUUUCUGAGGUUGACCAAUGUCUGGAGAGACUAGAACAUGUGGAAGAUAAUGCAGCUUUUAACUUUGUCAAUGCUUUGGUGGAUCUCUUGUGGGCAUUUGAACUCCGAGCCACUGCAUCAUGGGUUUUCCAAUUAGCAAUCAAGAAAAACAUUUAUCGCCAUGAUAUAUUCAGAGUUGCUCAGAAGGACUGGGGGGCUGAUUUUAGAAAGCUCUCGGCCGGCUCAGCUCUUGUUGGUCUUACAUUAUGGCUUGACCACAUGCAGGACGCCUCAUUGGAGGGCUAUCCAGAGUCACCAAAAUCAGUUGUACUUAUAACAGGAACAGCAGAAUAUAACAUGGUAUCGCUCGAUAGCACAUUAAAGGCGUGCCUUUGGGAAAUGGGAUCGCCUUUUCUUCCUUGUAAGACAAGGCACGGUGUUCUUGUAGCCAAGGCUCACUCUCUUCGAAUGUGGCUAAAAGACUCCCCGUUUUGCUUGGAUCUCGAGUUAAAAGAUUCCCCGAAACUCCCUGAACUAAAUUCAAUGCAACUUAUCAAUGGAUGCUUUAUAAGGCGCGGCCUUGUUCCAGCGUUCCACGAAAUUACUGAGAAACUAAAAGUUGUGAGUCCCAAGAAAUUUUCUAGAUUGGCUUUAUUGCCUGAUGAUAAGAGAAGUAAAGUCAUGCAAGCUGAUAUAGAGGGAAGGAAAGAGAAGUUGGAAAAACUAAAAAGGGCUGAUCCUCGACAGGUGAUGAAGAUCAAGAGGAUUAGGAAGAAGAAAUUUAUUCGGGAAGCUUUGGAGUACCGAGGAAAUGCAAUUGGGAAACAAAGGACUUUCAAACCAAUUGCUGCAAAUAAAUCGAUAGAAAGUGAGAGAUACGAUGACAGAUAAGUUAAGUUAAGGUUGUCUGUAGCUUAGCCCUUAAUGUUCUAUAGCCGAAGCUUUCAUGAAGCAUGCUAUAACAGAAGCUCUAUAGCCUCAACUUGUCCUUUUUGGUGCAAAAUCAAGCAAUGUAAUGCCAAAUAUUGUACAUAAAUUGUUAACAAAGACUGUUAUAACGAGUAUUUUACUAGUGUUCAUCGCAUUUUUUUCGCCUUAUAUUUAAUUUGUAGAUCAGAAAAUUUGAUUACUUUAGGUUUGUGGAUGAAAUCUUGUAAACUUUUUCUUUUAUUGAUGGCUGCAAGUAUGAGACAAU
Vicia villosa (hairy vetch) is the source of this 4925-nucleotide messenger RNA. Its product is annotated as pentatricopeptide repeat-containing protein At3g18110, chloroplastic. Bases 149 to 4621 code for a protein of 1490 amino acids. The record is from RefSeq and is a predicted model, not a curated record. The transcript is spliced from 4 exons. Lineage: Eukaryota; Viridiplantae; Streptophyta; Magnoliopsida; Fabales; Fabaceae. Gene Ontology annotation, molecular function: protein binding.